Messenger RNA from Ictidomys tridecemlineatus (thirteen-lined ground squirrel), 1491 nucleotides. NCBI's taxonomy places the organism in Eukaryota, Metazoa, Chordata, Mammalia, Rodentia, Sciuridae. The record is from RefSeq and is a predicted model, not a curated record.
AGCCUGUCUGUCCAUUUUAACCUAUUUGAACUGCAUUUGGUUGGGGAGGCAAGCAGUGUUCUCCAUGAAGCUCAGCACAGGAAGAUAUCGAGGGGAGCCAGGAAGGGGUCCCCUGAGGGCUGAAGUUUCAUACUUGGGCAGGGAAGGCAGAGUAACCAGGGGAUGGAGAAGUGACUACUGGGCCGGGACAGGGUCUCAUUCCCUCCAGGAGAAUUGGGGCUGUGAAAUCCGAGAGGACAACCGCACCAGGGGCUUCUGGAAUUUCUACUAUGAUGGGGAGCCCUUCCUCUCCUAUCACCCAGAGACGCGUAGCUGGACGGUGCAGCCAUCCUCCGCUCAGAUCUUGGCUACGAAAGUCAAGAAUUCCUUGGUUGCAGACGGCAUUCAAAGCAAGGCUCAAUGGGCCCAUGUGCAGGGAACAGUUUGUGGAAGACUCCGGAGACAUCUGAACUCCUGGAUAGCCUUCAAUGAAACUACAGUGUCCCCAACAGUGAAUGUAACCUGUGAUGAAGUCUUGGAAGACACCAUCUUCGUGACCUGUUGGGCUUGGGGCUUCUAUCCCAAGAAUAUCUCUCUGACCUGGCUUCAGGAUGGGGAACCCCUGAGCCAGGACACACAGAAGUCUGGGAGUAUCCUGUCCUAUGGGAAUGGAACCUACCAGACCUGCGUGUCCACCAGGAUUCCCCAAGGACAGGAGCAGAGGUUCAGCUGUCACGUGGGACACAAUGGGAAUCACAUUACUGGCACUGUGUCUUGUGGUGAGCCUGGGAGUCCCAGAAGAGGUUGGUAAGAGGGGGGAAGUGACCAGGGUGGUAAGAGGGGGGAAGCCUUGAGCCCCAGUCCCAGAGUGUAACAAGCCUUCUUUCAGGCACUGCACUGCCGCUUCGGAGCCGAUGGCCCACCAUUGUGGCUGCUGUUGUUAGUGCUGCCUUCUACUUUUGGCUCCUUUGGUGCAAGGAGAGGAGAACAACAUCAGCUACAGAGGGUCCAGGUGAGAAAAGUGGUCACUGGCUGGAGAUUGCAGAGCCUGUCUUGGCUGUAAUGUCCCUGAAGCCUCCCACUGCACAGAGAGCAUUGGAGGUGACCAGACUUCUGGAAUGGAGGAGGAUGAAGGUCUGCGGAUUUGUGAAGUGAUGGGAGCCAUGUCUCCAGCUACUCCCCUUAGCCCUGCCAAACCCAGGGUAGAGAAUUCUCUUGAAGUUCUAGCUGCAGAUCUUCUGGCUGCAGGGGCUGUGGCUUCUGCUCCUCUCUCAGGCUCCACAGGCUUUACCAGGGGUCUGUGUUGGGAAUGGUGGGCUGAUUAGUGUGGGCUAGAUUAUCAUGGCCUCAGGGGGACACACAUUAAAAACAUCUGCAGUCUGGGGGAUCAUAGCCUUGGGGGACCUCACAGUAAAAGCAUCUGUUUUAGUCAGUUUUUCCACAGCUGUGACCCAAAGACCUGACAAGAAUAAUUUUAGAGGAGGAAAAGUUUAUCUGGAGCUCAUGGUUUCA